UGGUUUACAUUUGGAAUGGUGGGUGUUGAAAGCGUGUGAUUUUGGAUUAAAUUUUAAAACAACUGGUUUAUUUGUGGAAUAGUACUGUUAUGGUACCCAUGUCUAAAUGGUCGAUCGAGGCGCCACCGGACAGAAUAUUUUAUGAUAUUAUUAUAUGAGGUGGACGCUUUGUGGUAGCUGCCUGCUAGCUUACUACAUCCUCUUCGGGACGAGUUACUGAUUCUUUGGAAACGUCAUGUGCAAUUUUCAUUAGCCUUACAAUUGACUAGUGACCUCUUAGUUAUCAUAAUUGUUACUGUACUGUUUUCAUGUCUGCUCCUUUCCCUCUUGUUCCAUGUACCCUUGAUACCAGUGGUGUGAACGCUGAGGCUUCGUGAGGCAUGUUCCCACAGGGCGCAUCAACGACACAGCGGUCACGCUACAGGCCAAGGCCCGAUUCCAUGGAUCCAUACUUUUACCAACACCGAGCAGUCGACAGCUAUGAUGUUCGUGCACAUGACAGCUUGCCUCCUUAUGACUGGAAGCCUUGCCCAUCGCCCCCUCCUCACACACGGAGAGAUUGGCGCAAGAGGAAACACGAGGACUAUGGCUCCCCGAUUGACAAGCGCCGACGUGGUAAUGACUCACCUCAUCCCCCUUCAGGACAUUGUCACCCUCGUCAUCGCUCUUUUAGCCCUGACCCAGGUUUGGCAGGCUCGUCCAGAUCACCCUCUGGUUUUGAUCACCCGCAUUCGCGUGUGCACCCUUGUGUACCUGCGAUCCCACGCAACUCCAUGAACCAUCAUGUGCACGAUAACGAGCAGCUAAGUUUUCAAGUGGCCUGUCUGUUCGAGAUGUGCCAGCAGCAGCAUUCGGAUUUAUGUCGGAAAGAGACAUGCAGAAGUUUGCUACAAGAAGACAUGCGUGUCUGCACAAUGGGGCAGCUCUAUAUGACUGGUUCUACCAUGAGUGGAUUAGCCUGCCGUAGCAGUGACGCCGAUUUGUGUUAUGUCAUCCAUAAAAAAAUGGAUCCAAUUGCUGUACUCUCUUCCCUCCAAAGGAUUAUGAAUUCAAUGAAUUUAGUUGAGCGAGUACGGCUGAUCAGAGCCACAGUGCCGAUCCUCAGGUUCAAAGAGAAAGGCAGCAAUCUGAUGUUUGACCUAAAUGUCAACAACAUCGUGGGCAUCCGAAACACAUUCCUCCUGAAGAGCUAUGCUUAUGCUGAGCCCAGGAUACGUCCCCUCAUCCUUGUUGUUAAGAAGUGGGCGCGGCACCAUCAAAUCAACGAUGCCAGUCAAGGAACGUUAAGCAGCUACGCAUUGGCGCUGAUGGUUCUGCACUACCUCCAGACCCUCGAAAAACCAGUGAUUCCUUCACUUCAGAUGGACUUUCCAGAGUGUUUCGAUCCCUCUUUGGAGAUUGACAUGAUCCCUGAAGCAGCCGAAAACAUCCCCCGCUACCAUUCGCGAAACCAGUCGUCGCUGGGAACGCUGCUUCUGGGGUUUCUCGAAUAUUAUGCGACGCAAUUCAGCUGGAACAACGACGUGAUUUCUGUUCGAGCUGGCAAAGCUUUACCCAGGCACCAUCAUCCAAAUUGGAAAGACAAAUUCAUAUGUGUGGAAGAGCCGUUUGAGAGGAAAAAUGUUGCACGGGCAGUCCACAAACAGGCCAAAUUCGAUUACAUUAAAACACAGUUUUUCGAGUCCUGGUUAAUGCUACGGAGGGAAAUGGACCUAAACUCCAUUCUUCCUGUACAAGAGAUCAUUGAUGAGGAAACAUCCUGGCAAUAAGGAGUUGCUCACCUUUUCACACAGUGACACCAGAUACAUAUUACUCAAAAAGUCCCAGUCCGCGGCAGCUUUAUCUGAUUUGUUUAUACUUGUUAUAAAGACUUUGUGAUUUUUGUAUUGCUCUUGUUGUAUUUCCACGUGUCUUUUUUUGUACAUGUUUGUAUGAUUGUUUUUUAUGUUAAAUUAAAUCUACAGAGUCCAUAAGAUGACAUGGAAG
Molecule: messenger RNA, 1986 nt
Organism: Hippocampus zosterae (dwarf seahorse)
Lineage: Eukaryota; Metazoa; Chordata; Actinopteri; Syngnathiformes; Syngnathidae
Gene: tent2
Product: terminal nucleotidyltransferase 2
Exons: 14
Coding region: 381-1769 (462 amino acids)
Cellular component (GO): cytosol
Molecular function (GO): poly(A) RNA polymerase activity
Source: RefSeq, a predicted model, not a curated record